Molecule: messenger RNA, 6637 nt
Organism: Perca flavescens (yellow perch)
Lineage: Eukaryota; Metazoa; Chordata; Actinopteri; Perciformes; Percidae
Gene: cpne1
Product: copine I
Exons: 16
Coding region: 141-1742 (533 amino acids)
Biological process (GO): regulation of canonical NF-kappaB signal transduction; positive regulation of tumor necrosis factor-mediated signaling pathway; cellular response to calcium ion
Cellular component (GO): plasma membrane
Molecular function (GO): RNA binding; calcium-dependent phospholipid binding
Source: RefSeq, a predicted model, not a curated record
CAAAUGUUUGUGCCGCUCCCUGUUAGCUUAAGCUGCUGAACGGACACAGACGGCUGUUUUCCUCCUUAGUUACAGUUAAAAAUACAAGCUCCAGCUUUGGUUAAUCUUUGCAAAAAGUCCAAAAGAUUGGUCAGGUAACGAUGGCGGACUGUGUCACUAAAGUGGAACUGAGUGUCUCCUGCUCUGACCUGUUGGAUAAAGAUGUUGGAUCAAAGUCUGAUCCUUUGUGUGUGCUGCUGCAGAGCUCCGGAGCAGACAGCUGGACCGAGCUGGGUCGUACUGAGAGUUUGAAAAAUACCUCCAGUCCGUCUUUCAGUCAGCGCCUCAGAUUGGAUUAUCACUUUGAGACGGUGCAGAAUCUGAAGCUGGGGAUCUACGAUAUCGACAACGCCAGUUCUGACCUCGGCGAUGAUGACUUCCUGGGAGGCGUGGAGCUAACACUGGGACAGAUAGUGUCCAGUAAAACUUUGACCAGACCUCUGCAGCUGAAGAAAGGCAAACCUGCAGGCAAAGGAAGCAUCACUAUCACAGCAGAGGAGAUAAAGGACAACCGAGCCAUUGAGUUGGAGUUUAAUGCCCAAAACUUGGACAAGAAGGAUACUUUUGGGAAGUCUGAUCCAUUCCUGGAGAUUUUUAAACAAGGAGACGAUGGAAAGUGGCAGCUGGUCUACAGAACAGAGGUGGUGAAGAACAAUCUGAAUCCCUCCUGGAAGAAGUUCUCCGUUCCUCUACAGACGUUCUGCUCCAGCGACCUCGACAGACCCCUGAAGGUGAAUUGCUCUGAUCAUGACAGUGAUGGAUCUCAUGAUCUGAUUGGUUCUUUCACCACUAAAGUCUCUGAGCUGCAGAAAGCUGAACAAGGUGCACAGGUGGCGUUUGACUGCAUCCACCCCGAGAAACAGAAGAAAAAGAAGAGCUACAAGAACUCUGGAGUCGUCUCUGUGAAGAGCUGCAAGCUGUUGACUCAGUACACCUUCCUGGACUAUGUGAUGGGCGGCAGCCAGAUCAACUUCACCGUGGGAAUCGACUUCACUGGCUCUAAUGGGGAUCCUCGCUCGCCCAACUCUCUCCACUACAUGAGUCAAGACGGGUCUAACCAGUACCUGUCGGCUCUGUGGUCUGUGGGUCACGUGGUCCAGGACUACGACACUGAUAAACUCUUCCCAGCGUUUGGUUUUGGAGCCAAACUGCCUCCAGACUACCAGGCUGCACACCAUGAGUUUGCCCUCAACUUCAACCCUACAAACCCCUACUGCAAAGGUAUUCAGGGGAUUGUUGAGGCCUACAGGGCGGUUUUGCCUCAGCUGAGACUGUCUGGACCCACAAACUUCUCUCCCAUCAUUAAUCACGUCGCUUCCAUCGCCGCCCAAGCCGCGCAGAGCAACAACGCCUCUCAAUACUUCGUCCUCCUCAUCCUCACUGACGGUGAGAUCACGGACUUCGAUCAGACCCGCGAUGCUAUCGUCCGGGCGUCUCGGCUGCCAAUGUCAAUCAUCAUCGUUGGGGUUGGGCCGGCGGACUUUAAGGCCAUGGAGCUUCUGGAUGGAGACGACGGCAAGCUGAGGUCGACAGUGGGGGAGACCGUCGUCAGAGACAUCGUCCAGUUUGUCCCCUUCAGACAGUUUAAAGAUGCUCCACAGUCGUCUCUGGCUCAGUCUGUCCUCGCUGAGGUUCCCAACCAGCUAGUCUCUUAUUUCAAAAUGAGAGGCUUAGAACCAGCUAAAGUUGCCCCCAAAUCCUAAACCCUGCACGCAUAAAUCCUAAACACCACCCCUGCACUCCCUAAACCCAGCUGAAGGCCCAUCCUCCUCUCAUUCCAGGAUCAGACCUCCCACAAAAUCGACCACCCUUCAGGGACCAACCCCAUUUGUUGCUAGAAUCUCAGCCAAUCACAAUUCAGCAUUUAGCUGUCAGCCAAUCAGGAUGCCAUGGGCAACCCUCUAGUUUUUAUAGUUUUAUAUUCAUUUUUUAAUUAUUUUUGUCUACAAUAAGUGGACUGAUAAAGAUGUAGUGUAGAUGAUUGAUUAUUGAUUCCCUCUGCUGCUUCCAUACUAACUAUGCAGAUCACUUAUGCUUACUAACGUGUUUAACAAUCACAGAGCCACACACACACACAAAUAGAAAAAGCGUUGGUCCACAUUCUGUUUCCAUUGUCGACUGAGAGCUGAAUCUGUUGUGUAAAAGCGUUGUGGGUUUUCCCAUUCACUUCAAUACAGCCGUAUAUUAGAGAGUUUGGCCAACUCAAAUCAUGGGCGCCAUAUUGGAUACAUUCGUCAGAUGACUCUACAGUGUAACCCUAUGGGGCAAAUAUGCUAUCUUGAAAUAAAUCGCUUAUUUUCACCAUAAACAGGCAUAUACAUUAUAUGUUAUUAUCAACAUUUGUCAAUAUGUGAAAGACCCUUAAGGAAAUAUUCCAGUGUAUAUUUACCUUUUUAUAUAUCGUAAAUGAGCCUCUAAAAAAUGCCCAUUGUAGUGAGUGACCACGUCAGGGGAGCAAGACAGGCCAAAUACAAUAGGGCAUUCAGUAACUUACUUGCGCUACAAACACAAUUUCUGUACUUCCAAAAACAUCAUGACUAGUAAGUGAACUCUUAACAAAGUUACUCAGACUUUUGACAAAAUACACAAUAAGACAAUGAUAAUGCGACCGACAGCAUACGGGUAGAAAGUGUGUUUUGGUCAGGUGUAAAUCUCAUUAGGACAGGACCAUAAUGUUAUCAUGCUAGCAAUAAUAACUUCAAACUUCAUUCAUUUCUAAAGCGGUGUUAGAUCUUUCUUGACAGCAUGGUACACAUUAACGAUGGUAUUACGAUAUUUGUCCUAUGUAAUUUUUUGUCGUAAGUCGAAGAGAGAAAUUUACAUUUACCUCCUACAAAAAUAAGUCAUUGCAGCCAAACAACGCAACAGUUGGGCAUUUUUUCAGUGAUUUAUGUCAUUUUUAAAAAUAAUUUAUUAAAUUUUUCCCACUAUUCCCUGCACUAUGUCAGUGUGAAUCAGAUGGAUGUUGGUAUUCAACAUGGAGUCCACGAAACACGUGACCGCUUUGGAACCAAUCGCAUAACGGGAUAGCUCAGAACAUUCGAUUCCCUAGUUGGCCAAACUCUCUCUAAUAUACGGCUCUGGUCAAAGUGUUACACAGCAGCACCUAUUGGACAUUAGAGGAAGUGCAGCUGCACAUCCCUCACUGUAACCAGUGGUGUCCAUGUUGCCAUGGUGACACACUGGACCAGCUGUGUGCGUGUUUAUGGCUCUGAUUAGCUUUAUUGAUCGGGUAUCGAUACUUAGCACUUUGCUCUUGCACUAAAUGCUGGAAUAUUGUAUCAUGAAUGAUAUUAUAUACCUGUCUAAUAGCUUUAUUACUACAGCCUUACUAUAAAACCUUACUAUAGCCUUACUGUAGUCUUUAGUGUAGCCUGUCUGACCUUAGCCCGCUGCUUUAGCUUGAAUGUUUCCAGACUGUUCUGUCACGACUCUGUGUUUUGCUGAUGCUGCCAUCUUGGCGCCUAGUUCUGAACUCAUUUCUACUAUCAAGCCAAAAUUCAUUUUACCUUGCACGGCAGCUGAAUUCUGCCGAUAUCAUGAGAUCUUGCAAGAAUCGAGCGCUUGAUUGACUUGACUUCAAUCUGAGCCGCUACAUAAAUACGUCGUAUUUUACUUACUACAGUUGUAGUCUGUACAGUUGGCAUGUUGGCCGUUAGUGGUAAAUAAACAGAUUAAAAUCUCUUUCACAUUCAGUCUGAACUCCCUUUUAGACUCAUAAUUAAGAAUUCUGGCUGUUGCUGUCUUAGUUGUCCAUUGAUGAGAGCAUUUGUAAGUCGUAAAUGUGCUAACCCUCCAUCCCACAUGACCUAAGCGUCGCACUGAGAGUCUGUCUGAACAUCUGCUCUGAUUCUUUACCAAAGACUGUCUUCUGAAUACUGGAAUGACCUGAACACACACACUUAUUGUCAAAAUGUGUCAAAACUCAUGUUUACUGCAGCGAAGCCACACUUAAUGUUACAUUGCUUAUUAAAGAGCUAUUGCCAACACUUAAUCUGCAACCACUUUAAAUGACUAAGAAUUUAACCACUUAAAAUCACCACUUUUGUUGUGGAUGACGAUAGCAUUUUUCCUUUUUUGAAGGGUCCAUUUUAAGUGAAAUGUUUUUACUGCAUAUUAUUUUUAGUGCUCAAGGUUGUUUUAACUUUAGCAAAAUGUUCGGGAGCAAAAAGAAAGCUCUGGGAAAAGGAGUUUGCAAGUUAGGAACGAGAGUAAAGAUUAUUGUGUCAUAUCAGUUGUGUAUUUUUAGUUGAAGCAGUGUUUUAUGUUUCCAGCUGUUAGACUUCUGUCUGCCUCUCAGGUGCCAACAGUGUCUGCUGCUUCAGGCUCUGUGCAUGGUUGUUUUUUGAUCAAAUUUGUUCCACGUUUCUAUCCAGAAAACAAUAGAAACCGUCACCUGCUCACUGACUCCUGUUCACCUCUUACAGUUGCCCGUGAGGGACAGGAGUCGCAGGAAGUGUUUACAGGGUGAGAUGAAGUGAAAAAGAUGCUCAAGUUAAGAGUCUUCUACUCACCCUUAAUUCCAGGUUUUCAGAGAAGUUUUGAAUCUGAGGGUCAGAGUUGAACAGGUUUUUAUGUUUAAAAAAAUAAUUUUGAAAUCAGAUUCUCAGAAAGUAAAGAGGAUGACGGUGUUAAUUUGUAAAGAUGUUUUCUAGAAAGAUGGAAUGAUUGCGGAGUCUUGAUUCUUCCAAAGUUCAGGAGAAUAACAUUGUUAUUCUCCUGAUACGAUAAGACGAUGUCUUUCUGCUUAGGAGUUGUGACCUCAUAAUGUCUACAAUUCAUCAGGAAAAAGAGGCAGAGAAGAAGAAACAGAAAAAAUCCACUUGAAGCAGUUAAAGCUGCAGUGGGAAGAAAGCAAAAAAGCCAGAAUUUGAAGUAAAGUGAGACCUCUUCUUGCAGCUCUCCUUCUCCCUCCUGUCACAUGUGCAAUGCAUGUACAGAACAGCCAAUAGGAGCGCUCUCUCUCUGUGAAAUGAACUGUGAUUGGCCAAAGUCUCCUGUCAUUGGUCAGAUUUACUAAAGCCUGAAAACAAGCCAAGAGGAGAGAAGUCUUAGUUUCCUCUCAGACCCCUUGAAUUGUAAUAUGAUGAAAGAUUAUUAUGGACUUCUUGCCCAAUGUCGCCAGAAAUAAAUUGCCUACCACAGCUUUAAGUAAAACUUUUUCUUUAUUGCACUUAGAUGACAAUGGUAUAUUUGGGUAUUUAGUAUGUUUCAGAGGGGUUUACUUCUCUAAUUCAGUUCAAGUGAAUUGCUUCUUUGUGUUUUUUGAAUACAUGGAGUAGUAAUAUAAUCCAGGAAGAAAGCAAAAAUUAUAAAAAAAAAAAAGUUUGAAAAAAUGAAUGAGCGCAGUUUGGGAACGACUGGUUGCUUUGCACAUCAAAUGUCGGAAGACAAUAUACAUAUCUUGGUCAAACCAUUAAAAAAUUGUUAAAUAAAUAAAAAAACUUUAAUGAAUUCAUCUUCCAGGAAAAACUAACAAAUUCUGACUGAGUGUGAAUGUUCAUUUUGACAGUGUAAACUGUUUUUUAGUAAAAAAAAACAACUUAAAAGCUCCAUAAAAGCUAGGCUAAUUAAAGGUGAAGUCAGUGAUUUUAAUCCAAUCCACUUUUUGUCAAAUUCGGGGAUAUCUCCUCAUGGUCUGCCAGCGGUCUGUUCUAUGUGUGCGCUGCCCUUGCUCUGUGAAUGGGAAAUAAGAAAGUGACUCGGACCAAGCCAAAAGUCACUAGUUUAGCUACUCUCCCCCUUCCAUGUCCUUCUCGCCCACAAGGAACGGAGCUAGACCACGAUAGUAAUGAAGCCUAACAAACAUUGGAGGUAUCCGCUUGCUAACUUGGUAUAAACAUGUUUUUUGGGUGUUGAGCUCAAAUAUGAACAAUCUUUUUCAAUAAUCACUGACUCCACCUUUUAAGUGGACCAUGAGUUCAGGUUUGUUUGUAAUUUAAUCUCAAUCUGUGUUGAUGCCAAACUGCAGAAGACUCUGUAAAGCCUAUUGAAGUUUGUCCGUGUCAGACUGCCAUGAUCUUCUUUUAUUUUGUUUUCUUCACUCUUGCCAAAAACUUGUUUUAUGUAUAUGUUCUAGUUAAAGGGACGGGAAGUGUUAAAAGUAUUUGAAUGGUAGAAAUUUCAGCCAGGAAUUGCCAGUUUUCAUUUUAAACGGACUGCUUAUGAAGUAAAGGGAAAAAAAAAAUCAUUAUAGAAAUAUGAUCAGAGUUCAGCCGAACAUGCUGUAUUGUCACGGCAACACUGGCUACAUGUGUUGUCAUCAAGUCAAGGGAAAAAGUUGUCCAAAUUCUGAAAACCAUCACUAAAACCAUCACACUUUGAAAAAGAGGGGAAAAAAACAAGAAAAAAAUGCUGCCUUAUACUAUCUUGAUAAAGAACUACACCUCCCAUAAUGCUUUGCUCCCUAGUGCUGCUCACUGUUAUCAAACAUUUUAACUGGUUGACCAACAGCACUGUGACUAGCUCCAUUGCUCACAUAUUCAACCAACUGCUGCAAUUACCUAACCAGUAUUCCUAAACCAGUAUAACCAGUAACAUGUCUGUAUGAACGCUGCCUGUUGGAAUACAACAAUAAAACAACUUUGUAAAAGAUAAA